CUUGGAAGGAAAUACAGGGCAGGCUAGAUUCUAAAAUAAUUUAUGCACUUCGUUACUGGAGCUUAAGACUUUCGUUUGUUAACCUUGUGCUAAAUACAUAAAAAUAUGGAAAACUACUGGAGCUUAAAUUCUUCAAAGUGUGGUCAAAAGGAGAAGAGUCCAAGUCUGAACACCUCACUAAUGGAUAUGAACAGCUUGCCACAAGCGGUAUUCUUGUGUGUCCUUUCGUAUUUGGAUGUGAAAGACUUGGGUCGAGUGUCCUGUGUUUCCAAACAUUGGUAUAAUUCAGCUCUUGAUCCGAGUCUAUGGAGAAAACUGAAACUUUCGAAAAGGCAAAAGGUGGACGAUGAAGUUCUUGUUCGAGUGACAAACUAUGGAUCGAGUGCUACUGGAGGUGUUUUAGAUGUUUCAGAAUGUGCGAACAUUACUGAAGAGGGUUUGAUUAAGGCUCUACAGCAGUGUCGGUUUUUAGUCGAGUUAUCUGUUGUAAGAUGCCCAGCUGUGACUGACAAUUGUCUCACUGAAAUUGGACAAAGUUGUCAAAACAUGAAAUUUGUGGACAUAAGUUUGUGCCGUGUGACCGACUGUGGAGUCAAAGGGCUUUGUCAAGGUUGUGUUAAAUUAGAAAAACUCACAAUGGACCAGUGCCACUCUCUUACUUGUGAAAGCCUUUUUGCUGUUGCACAAAAUUGUCCAAAAAUUAAAAGCAUCUCUGUAGAGUACAACAGUAAAUGCAAAGAUGCUGGGGUAUGUGAACUUGUUCAAAGAUGUCCGCUGCUUGAAAGACUUCAUCUCAACUCCUGUACAAUUACUUCACAGGCAGCACUCCAUAUUUCACAGUACUGUAGGAAUAUGUCUGUUUUGGAUCUCCGUUAUUGUUCGAGUCUCACUGAUGAUAUGGUGUUGGAAGUAGUGUUUGGAUGCAAAUAUCUUGAUAUCCUAAACUUAAGUCUGUGCUCUCAUGUGACAGAUGUAUCCUUGGAGCAUAUUCUUUCUAACUGUGCUACUUUAAGGGGAUUGUACCUGGUCCACUGCAAAAUUACUGAUGAUGGAUUGGAGGCCUUCUCUCGUCACCUUUCUAACCUGGAGAGAUUGGACAUCAGUUGGUGUAAAGAAGUGACAGAUGAAGGAGUCAAAACUGUCCUAAAAGGAUGUCCUCACCUUAAACAUUUAGGACUUGUCAGAUGUGAUCAAGUUAAUGAGCAGACAGUUAUGCAACUGAGUCAACAGUAUCCCCGUGUCUUCCUCAGUACUGUCAUGACAGAGAUGAAUCGCAUGUGUGAGAAAGCAGGCUUCCCUGACCUUUUAAAACAGUGAAAACUUUUGCGGGAAGACUUAGACAUUAGGUGAAUCACUCACUGGAAAGAAAACUUUGGAAUGAUCUGGUUCCUCUACCGUAUGGAUGGUCUAUUUCUUUCUCAUUUCAGUGACUUAAAGCCAUGUUUUUAACACAAGCAUGGAUAGCAAGGUAUACAUGCAACAAAUUUAUUCAUGAAAAUUCCCAAGGUCAUAUAAGGGGACGUAUUGCAGCAACUCUUCCCUGGGACAUUUGUCAUAUAAGAACCAUUCAUCAAGUAUAGAAGAGGUUGACUGAUAAGACCCAUCAGAAAGCAAAACAUAACCUCUAAACCCUCCUAAGGAUUAGAAAAAAAAGUUGUGACUUCUCCAAAAGUAUAUUUUUAAAAAAGACAGCCCCCACCCUCAAACAACAGGCAUACACCUUAGAUACUUAUUUACUAAACAAUCUGAAAAUCUAUAUACCAGUAAAAAGAUACUUAAUGCAAGUUAAUGUAAUUAUUAAGUGUUUGUAAGUCUGUAUCACUAGGUUUGUUUUAAAGUGAAGUCCUCGGAGAGCAAAGCCAACGAGGACCAGUUAUUAAAGUUACCUCCCCAAUCCUGUUUGA
This is a messenger RNA of Stylophora pistillata, 1904 nucleotides long. Its product is annotated as S-phase kinase-associated protein 2. Gene Ontology annotation, cellular component: SCF ubiquitin ligase complex. Gene Ontology annotation, molecular function: protein binding. Gene Ontology annotation, biological process: SCF-dependent proteasomal ubiquitin-dependent protein catabolic process. NCBI's taxonomy places the organism in Eukaryota, Metazoa, Cnidaria, Anthozoa, Scleractinia, Pocilloporidae. The record is from RefSeq and is a predicted model, not a curated record.